Molecule: messenger RNA, 2664 nt
Organism: Sinocyclocheilus grahami
Lineage: Eukaryota; Metazoa; Chordata; Actinopteri; Cypriniformes; Cyprinidae
Product: caskin-2-like
Exons: 9
Coding region: 733-2664 (643 amino acids)
Molecular function (GO): protein binding
Source: RefSeq, a predicted model, not a curated record
CGUGACGUCAGUGUGUUCUGCUGUUGUGAUUGGCAGGUGAUAGAGCAGCACGUGGACGGACGCUGGAAGGGCCACAUUCAUGACACCCAGAGGGGAACAGACAGAAUUGGCUACUUCCCCCCCUCCAUAGUCGAGGUCAUCAGCCGACGCUCAGGGGGCACCCUGUCACGACACGCCUCUCUGCCCACCCAUAGGCAGCAGCUGCUCUCCAGGUCCGCCCUCAGUCCCAGCUUGAGUCUGAGCGGGGGCGGGACCCCUCAAACUGACGACUCCUACACUCUGUACACCGCUAACCCACACUUGGUCCUCCCACACUCCAACGGUCUGAGCACCAACCCAGCUGGGGACAGGAACAGUGUGGGCAGCACUGGCAGUGUGGGCAGCACCCGCAGUGCAGGCAGUGGCCAGAGCACAGAAAGCAACAGCGCCCCCAAUGGACCACAGCAACACACCACCAGCCCUGACACCAGCAAGGCAACGCCCUCUGCUGUGGAUUUACUACAGCCAGAUCAUAACAAACUUCCAGACACAUCCACAGGAGUUCCUCACAGACCUGUGCUGCCCACACAGAGGCCAGGAGAGCAGGGUUUCUCUCAACAGUUUGUGCGUCCUCAACAGCUGCUGGAGGGCAAGGAUGCUGAGGCCAUCUAUCAGUGGCUUAGUGAGUUUCAGUUGGAGCAGUACACUGCUAAUUUCCUCAACGCUGGCUAUGACGUACCUACCAUCAGCAGAAUGACCCCAGAGGAUCUCACGGCUAUUGGUGUGACUAAACCAGGACACCGUAAGAAGAUUUCUCUUGAGAUCGGCAACCUCAGCAUUCCAGAAUGGCUCCCAGAGUACAUACCGCAGGAUCUUGGGGAGUGGCUGAGCGCCAUAGGUCUGCCACAGUAUAAUAAGAAACUCUCAGAGAACGGCUAUGACUCGAUAAACAUUGUCCGAGAUCUCACAUGGGAAGACUUGCAGGAGAUUGGCAUCACCAAACUAGGCCAUCAGAAAAAAAUGAUGCUUGCGGUGAAGAGGUUGUGCGAUAUUCAUAAGGCUAUUAUGCAGGCAGAAUCAGGGCAGAGCACACUGCGGCGCAAAACCCCCACGGCCCUGGACCUGGUCACUAUUGAGCCGCCUCCUGAGAGCGGCGACCUCCCCUCACCCCACACGCCCAAGAUGAUGACUUUCCAGGACAGUGAGCUGAGUACUGAGCUACAAAGUGCCAUGUCCUCCCACUACAGUGGCUGUCAGGAUGGACUGGCCAUCAAGAACGCAGUAGGUAUGUCCUCCAGUCAGGAGAGCAUUGACACACGCUCUCGAGGCUCCGGACGCUCUCAGGAGCCCCCCAGCACCCCCUCCUCCACUUCCGCUGCGACCCCUUAUAGCCUCUCCCGAGAGAGCUUAACGAGCCCAGACAGCAGUCCUGCUAAAGAGCGCAACAUUCCAGAAGGCCGCGACCAGGUCUCACGUCCUCAGCUACCACAGCAGCUGCCGUUCAGUGCAUCCGCAGGCUUUAAAUACCCCGCGGUGCCUGCCAAACCCAAACUGAGCUCUGCUCCUUCUCCACAAGGCUCUCCUGUUCAUAAAACCCUCAAUUAUCCACGGUCACAAUAUAACAGUGCCACGCUUGACCGUCACACUUCUAGCGUGACCAAGAAGCGCACACAGAGUCUGUCCCGGUAUGCUUUGUCGGACGGUGAACCAGAUGAAGAUGAUGAUGAUGAAGCAGCUCAGCUGGCCAGUAUGGCCAUGCCUUCGUAUGCCACACUGAGCCGCAAGCCUACCCGUGGCCAGCUGGCACGUCUUCAGUCCGCCCACGAGCAGUCCGCCAGCCGAAGCCACUCUUUCGCCAUCAGGGCUCGGCGUAAAGGGCCUCCUCCUCCACCGCCUAAACGCCUUAGCUCCGUCAGCAGCAGCAGCACUAGUGUUGAAACUGUCUCUGACACUCCAGUAUCACCUUCUGGAGGAGUUGAGAAUGGCAGACCUGGGACCGUGAAGAGCAUCGCAGCUGCAUUAGAAACAGUCCUACCUGCGCCUACGGUGGAGCUCCUUCAGGAAACCCCUACAGCUGUUUCCAGUACCAACGAAGGGUCCAGGCGUAGACCUCUGAGUCAGACCGAAUCCACCCCAGUGUUCGCCAAAGCAGAUACCGAUAGAGCGGUAAAGUCCGACUCGGAAGAGGAGGAUGGGAGGAAGGAUUCAGGCCUGGAGAGCUCAUCCUCGCCUCAGAACAGCUCCAGCGAGUGCAUCCCCUUUGCGGAGGAAGGCAACCUCACUAUCAAACAGAGGCCCAAAGUUGGCGGGCCUCUCAAGGCAGAGACCACUUCUGAGUCGCCAGAGAAGGCCAAACCGGCCAAAACCCCUGAAGUUCCAGAGUUCAACCUUAAAGAGUCAGACACAGUAAAGAGACGGCAGAAGCCAAAAGAGAAAGAGCAGUCAAACACAGCGUCUGACAGCAGCCCAGAUGGCACAUUAGUUUUAGAGACUCAGGACACGGUGAAACUCCGCAUCAGUGAAACAGAUAUGAGUCUGCCAUGUGUGGAGCUUCCAGCCAAACCAGUGAAAGCACCUCCUCCUCUUGCUCCCAAACCUCCCAGUCCCCUGAAUUCAACACGGCACGCCUCUAAACCAGAUCCUGCUCCUGUAACAGGUACAGCCUACAAAUAUACAGCCUAUUAA